Messenger RNA from Bactrocera dorsalis (oriental fruit fly), 2580 nucleotides. RefSeq names its product odorant receptor 7a. Gene Ontology annotation, biological process: detection of chemical stimulus involved in sensory perception of smell; sensory perception of smell. The record is from RefSeq and is a predicted model, not a curated record. Gene Ontology annotation, cellular component: plasma membrane. The transcript is spliced from 3 exons. The coding region runs from base 401 to 1579 and encodes 392 amino acids. NCBI's taxonomy places the organism in Eukaryota, Metazoa, Arthropoda, Insecta, Diptera, Tephritidae. Gene Ontology annotation, molecular function: olfactory receptor activity; odorant binding.
UCGCCAUGAAUAAUAUGAUAUUGCACAGAUUUUUAUAUGCAUUUUUCCCUAUUAAUUUAUAUAAUACAUUAUAGUUGAAAAUUUGGAUUGAUUAGCAAACCUUUGUUGUCUCACUCCACUUUAGGACUUGUUUACAAACAAUAACACGCAAGGAAUUCAAAGUGUUUCCUAUUAAUAAUUCAUUUAUUGCGACAUUUAUUUGUGUGAGUAAGGUUCAGUAGUUUUUUUUUUUUUGGUGAAUACAACAACACUGAAGUCUGCAUAGUAAAGUUAGUACUAGCUGCUAAACUUUGAAAUGCAACUGAAUGAGCGCAGGUGUCGAGUGCCGUUAUUUUACCAAAUCCAAUAAAUAGCUCAAUAUAAAAAUGUUGUGGCCAUAGGUUAGCACAUUAUUUGAAAAAUGUUCGAUUUGGUUAAAGGUCGUGGUCGCAGCGUGUUCGCAUCCCGCGAUGCAGUUAUUUAUCUUUUCAACACAUUUCGAUUUGUUGGUCUCAAUCCACCGCCUCACUGCCGUUUACUGUACUACUUCUAUGGCAGUAUUAUAACGCUUUUUGUCGUCCUACUUUCGCCGCUCAUCUUCAAUGUAGGCUGGAUACGUGAUAGAAAUAUCUUAUCGGUAAUGGAGAUCCUAAAUUGUGUCCAAGCGGCUCUCAACGUCAUCGGUGUGCCAAUUAAGAGCAUCACAUUGGCCUUGUCAUUGGGUCGUUUACGCAGCGUUGAACCGCUGUUGUCGAAGUUAGAUGCACGUUACACCGAACCCGAGGAUUUGGCCAAGAUACGAGCCUGUGCAAUCACUGGCAAUCGCAUCGUGUUCGGCUACAUUAUCUCAUAUAUGAUGUACGAAACACUGACUGUGGUCACCGCAUUGCUGGGCGGUCAUGCGCCGCUAACCUUGUAUAUUCCAUUUGUGGAUUGGCAUCGCUCAGCUUGGGAGUAUUGGUUGCAAUCUAGCUUUGAUGGCGCUAUGCUCUUCUUUCUACUCUUCCAUCAAAUACUUAAUGACUCAUAUCCAGCUGUAUAUAUUUAUAUUAUACGUACACAGGUACAAUUGUUGGCAAAUCGGGUCAGGCGCUUGGGGACAGCAAAUAAAAGCCAGGAGCAGACAUAUCAUGAGCUGCAGGAUUGCAUUAUAACACAUCAGGAGAUAUUAAGAUUGGUGAGCGUCGUGGAACCGAUUAUCUCUUUAACGCUGUUUGUGCAGUUCUUCAUCGCUGCAGCUAUCUUAGGCACGACCAUGAUAAAUAUCUUUAUUUUCGCUGACUUCGCUACAAGAAUUGCUUCGGGCACCUAUAUGUUUUGUGUACUGCUGCAAACUUUUCCCACUUGCUUCUACGCUACUCACUUGCAGUCGGAUUGCGAGCAGCUGUCCAUGUCGAUUUUCCAUUGCAAUUGGCUUUCGCAAGGCAAACGCUUCAACACGAUGUUGCUAUAUUUUCUACACCGCUCUCAGGCGGAUAUACCGUUGUUCGCUUUGAAGUUAGUGCCAAUUAAUUUGUCUACAAAUGUGUCAAUUGCUAAGUUUUCAUUCACCCUUUAUACAUUUAUCCAAAAGAUGGGUGUGGGUAAGAAUCUGAAGUAACAAAGGACCAGAUGUAAUAUUGGACUCAAUUAUUGAAAAAUGUAAUUUAUAGUGAACCUCAGAUGUACUUCGAAUUCUCCAAUUUCGUAACUGCAAUAAAUUUUAUUGUCCCACUUCGUCGCCACAUACAUACAUGUAUCCUUUAGAAGGACAAAUCGGUUUAAAUAAAAGCUUAUGAUGCUUUGACACCUUCAACAAUUUCUUUUAAUUUUGUUAUUUUGAUAAAUUUGGAAAACAAAUAUUGAGAUGACCAAAAUCCUCAUAAGUGAAGUGAAAAAAAACAAAUUUGUAUUGUCCAUUAUAAAUCCUAUAAUAAAAGAUAUCUUCCUCUUUUGGCCGAGUUUACAACAGCGCACCAGUCGUUUCUUCCUUUCGCAAGGUGGGGCCAAUUGGAGAUUCCAAGCGAAACCAGGUCCUUCUCCACCUGUCUUUCCAACGAAGUGGAGGUUUUCCUCUUUUUCUGUUUCCCUCGGCGGGUACUGCGUCGAGUACUUUGGGAGCGGGAGUGUUUUCAAUUAUUCGGACGAAGUAGCACCUUUUGGCAAUAGUUAUUCUGCGUUGGAUUUCGAGGCUUACGUUGUUGUUAAUGUUGGUUCCAAGAUAGCAAGAAAGCAGAACUAACGUCAUGGUUGUUGAGGCUUUGUCUCUUCAGACAACUGUAUGUCGCCGUAUGACGAUUUUGACAUCGCUGUUGGAGCAGUACUCAUAGGUGUCAUAGGGUAAUUGUCACAUCGUCCUUCUCUUACGUCGAACAUGGGCGCAAAUCAACGCAUACUUGAGGAAUUUCGUUUUGUCCGAAUUAUAUAAGUUCUUCCACCGGUGUGAAUACCAGAACUGGGUGACGAAAUUCGACUGAUUCGGAUUAUUUUUCUGGCGGCAUCUUGUUUCUUCCACCGUAAAAUGCGUAUAAUGAUUAGGCUUAUUAGUUGUGUUCCCUGAGUACGUGAUCGAAUUAUGAAUUUCAUCGUUUAUAUUUGUCCGUGUCCGAAUUGUGUUAUCAU